UCACCCGGCUUCAUUGUUUCGACUCCCGUCUCCCUCUUUCCGAGCCAUGGAGAACGAGCGCCCAAAGACCUGUACUUUUUUUUUGUUCUUUCUUCUUCUUCAAUCCCUUGAAUACAGAGAGAUAAGAGGGAGUUUUCUCUAAGAGAGAAUCCAAGUGGGAUUUGGAGAGGAAAGGGUGUCAUUUAUUGAGAGAGAGGGAAUCUUUGUCUUAUGGCAUGCCCGAGGAAGAAGAAGCACUUCAUUGAAAGCCUACCCAUUGGAGAUUCUGCUCUUUCCUUGGCCCAUCCCACCAUCCCACUUGAAGAAUUUUAUCUAAAACUGAAUCUUUUGUUGAUGAUUUCUUCUCCCAGAAGAUGAAAAGGUUGUGGGUAUUUGUCCAGUUUCUUACCGUGUUCUUGUUCUUCUUCCGAUUUGCCUCUCUGACAGUGCAAGGAUUCACUGGAACCUAUGGAAUAAAUUAUGGAAGAAUUGCAGAUAACAUUCCUCCACCUGAUAAAGUUGCUACUCUUCUCAGAGCAGCAAAAAUAAAAAAUAUAAGAAUUUACGAUGCUGAUCAGAGUGUUUUAAAGGCAUUCAGUGGUACUGGGCUUGAAUUAGUGGUUGGACUUCCAAAUGGAUUACUGAAAAAUAUGAGUACCAAUGAGGAUAAUGCAAUGAGUUGGAUUAAAGAGAAUGUACAGUCGUUCCUUCCUGAGACAAAGAUUCGUGGCAUUGCUGUGGGCAAUGAAGUUUUAGGAGUGCUUGAUGAUGAGUCGUGUGAAGCUCUUGUGGGUGCAGUGAAAAAUAUUUACAGUGCAAUACAUAAGCUGCAUUUGGAUGAUGUGAUUCAGAUUACCACGGCACAUUCCCAGGCUGUUUUUGCUAAUUCCUAUCCUCCCUCUUCUUGUAUAUUCAAAGAUAAUGUUGUACAAUAUAUGAAGCAGCUCCUGGAGUUAUUCUCAAAAAUUGGUUCUCCUUUUUGUUUAAAUGCCUAUCCAUUCCUGGCCUAUAUGAGUGAUCCAGAGAACAUUGAUAUUAAUUACGCUCUUUUUCAAUCAACCCAGGGGAUUUAUGAUCCGAAAACCAAACUGCAUUAUGAUAACAUGCUUGAUGCACAGAUUGAUGCAGCAUAUGCAGCGCUAGAAGAUGCUGGAUUUAAAAACAUGGAAGUCAUAGUUACAGAGACUGGAUGGGCUUCACGUGGGGAUGACCACGAAGCUGCAGCCACAGUAAAUAAUGCAAGGACAUAUAAUUAUAACCUGCGGAAAAGGCUUGCAAAGAAGAAAGGAACUCCUCUUAGGCCAAAAAGAGUAGUGAAAGGAUAUGUUUUUGCAAUAUUUAAUGAAGAUUUGAAGUUUGGGCCAGCUUCUGAGAGAAAUUAUGGACUGUUUAAGGCUGAUGGGAGCAUUUCAUAUGAUAUUGGGUUUCAUGGACUUGAAUCUUCAACUGCAGAUACAUCGCGUUUGUUUUUUAAGGGCAUUCGAGCGCGAGGUUGGUUUUGGCCCCAUUUCUUUGCAUCAGCAAUCUCUGCAAUGACAUUGCUUUUGUUAUCAAGUUAAUGAAUGAAAACGAGUGAGACAUUCGAAAGGCUUGGUAACCAUUUCAUUGCACACUUCAGAGGAUGAACUCUGUGCCAUUGAUUCUUGUCUUCAUUAUUUACUAGCAACUGCUGAUUAUUCUAUAUCUCGGCAAAUGUUAUUGGCUUUUUUGCCUUGUAAACAGUUGUUCUCAUGUUUAAUAUAUUUAUCAAUAUCUCAA
Messenger RNA from Juglans regia (Persian walnut), 1737 nucleotides. RefSeq names its product glucan endo-1,3-beta-glucosidase 14-like. Gene Ontology annotation, molecular function: hydrolase activity, hydrolyzing O-glycosyl compounds. Gene Ontology annotation, biological process: carbohydrate metabolic process. The record is from RefSeq and is a predicted model, not a curated record. NCBI's taxonomy places the organism in Eukaryota, Viridiplantae, Streptophyta, Magnoliopsida, Fagales, Juglandaceae. The transcript is spliced from 3 exons. The coding region runs from base 354 to 1538 and encodes 394 amino acids. Gene Ontology annotation, cellular component: plasma membrane.